Messenger RNA from Thlaspi arvense, 438 nucleotides. The record is from the annotation of a GenBank genome assembly. Lineage: Eukaryota; Viridiplantae; Streptophyta; Magnoliopsida; Brassicales; Brassicaceae.
AUGAAACCCGAUAGUCUCGAGAUUGAGACAGGGUUCAAAUGUUCAACUGCAGAGAUCCCUCCUCCUCCUCAGCUCGUGGCACCUGCAAUGGAGGGGCUGAAGCCGGCGAUAUCCCUGACGGAGAACGCACUAAAGCAUCUGAAUAAGAUGAGAUCAGAACGCGGGGAAGAUUUGUGCUUGAGAAUUGGUGUCAAACAGGGAGGAUGCUCCGGGAUGUCUUACACGAUGGACUUUGAGAACAGAGCCAACGCAAGACCUGAUGAUUCUACCAUUGAAUACCAAGGAUUCGCUAUAGUUUGUGAUCCGAAGAGCAUGCUCUUCCUUUUCGGAAUGCAGCUCGAUUACAGCGAUGCUUUAAUCGGUGGAGGCUUCUCUUUCUCGAACCCUAACGCUACACAAACCUGUGGAUGUGGCAAGUCUUUUGCUGCCGAGAUGUAA